AUGGUGUUGGUGGCGCUCUGGCGGAAGCUGCCGCUUCAAUUUCAGCGGAGUCUCAUGCGAGUCGACCAAACGUUCAACAAAGUGAAAGAGACAGUCUGUAAAUUCGACAGAAGAACUGGUAUCCUUACGGUUGCCAUUCCGUUCUCUCUGGUCAUGCUGACGACAGUUGGGACAGGAACGCUGGUGAUUGAUCGCCAGUUUGAACUCCGGUCACUCAGGAAGCAGUCAGUCUCUCAACGCGAACACGAGCAAGAGGAACAGCGCAAACAAUUCCUUCAAUUCCUUGCUCAAACGGACCCUACUGAGCGCCUAGACAACUCGGUCCCAGUCCCGAGAGACUCACAAAUGUAA
This is a messenger RNA of Neospora caninum, 351 nucleotides long. RefSeq lists its product as hypothetical. The coding region runs from base 1 to 351 and encodes 116 amino acids. The record is from RefSeq and is a predicted model, not a curated record. NCBI's taxonomy places the organism in Eukaryota, Apicomplexa, Conoidasida, Eucoccidiorida, Sarcocystidae. The transcript is spliced from 2 exons.